AUGCCGCCCCUCUCUGCCAGGGCCAAUCGAGAGCUGGACUUGGGACGAGAGACGCGGGUGCCAGGGAGGUUGAGGGGUCGGCGGGUGCGUUUCCAGGAUGGGGGGGCCGAGCGGUCGACGUCACCUGGCGGGAGCGGCGACGCUCUCGCCCACCGCUUCGGUCUUGUUUCCCUGCAGGACAAGGCAACGCUCCUGUCGACUCUAACCACUCGCAGCAUCGUCGAUGGGGGGAGGAAGGAGAUCCCGAGUUCAGCCGGAGGACGUGAUGGAGCGGAGCCGGGGGGGCGAGAGCGGGAGGGCACGAAAAAAGAAGGACUGCGUGAAGAAGUCCCAUUUGCGUGCGCCACCUUGCUUGCCUCCCGCGAGGACAUUGAUCGCGCGAUGAUGGAUUUAGAUCCCCCGGAAGUGGCACCGGACUUGCCACAGUGCUACGCGAGCGACUUGCGUGUGCCCAAAACGUAUAGGGAGGCUGUGUCCUCUCAACAUGCUGACUUGUGGAUACACUGUGUAGAGAAGGAGUUCAGAGGUCUUAUGGAGGCUGAUUGUGGAGAGACGUAUGCACCGACUGUAGCGGUUUCUAGCGUUCGCUUGUUGGCAGCGAUGGCGUGUGAGCAAAAUCUUUCUCUCCGUCAUUUUGACAUCAAGCAAGCAUUUGUCCAGUCGGAUUUGGAUGAGGAUGUAUUCAUGCGUCUGCCAGAGGGGUGUGGUAGAUUGUCAGGUAUGAUCGUGAAGUUGAACAAGAGUCUGUAUGGCCUUAAGCAGGCAUCAAGGCAGUGGCAUUCACACUUGGCGAGGUGUUUGAUUUGUUUGGGUUUUAUUCAGUGCAUGGCGGAUACGUGUGUGUUUCGGUUGAUUGACGAGGGAAGAGUGGUAGUGACUCUGGUGAUACUUCGCUCUCAAUCAGGCGAAUAUGUUGUCGUAGAUGAUAUGUUUUCGAUAGGAGAGGAGGAGAGGUGUAACCAGUUUGGCAGGGACCUCAACACCAUGGUACCUGUGAAGAAUCUUGGGGAUUUGAGAUGGUACUCUGGAUGUUUUUAUGAGAGAGAUUGGGAUGCAGGAACUUUGAAGAUCUCGCAGCAGACGUACGCUGAAGAGUUGGGGAUGGAGUUUGGGGUAGAGUACGGGAAGGAAAUUCCUCUUCCUGUAGGGUUGAAGCUUUCAGAGUUUGACCAGGAUGAGGAAGUGGUAUCAUGGCCUUUUCGUGAGCUGAUAGGAUCAUUGAUGUGGCUGGCAACGCAAACGAGGCCAGAUAUCGCGAAUGCAGCUUUGACGGCGGGGUUGCUUCGACGCCGACUACCGAAGGGCCAAGUUCGUACGAGCAACUGGGAGACCUCCCUCACCAAGGAGCAGAUCACUUACGCGGGGCUUGAUUCCUACGCGGGAGUUCUUCUGUACUACCACGUGUACAGCCGAAUGGAUCCCGUCUACACGGAGCCUCGGCCGGAUGUGCUGUCGCUUCCUGCCGAUACCACCCUCCGCCUGUACACGGUGACCAACACUCGUUGCGUAGGGGAGGGGACACUCGCGGGCUAUGGGGAGCAAACUUGGGGGAACACGGGGUUGGCGAUUGGGCGCAGGGAGGGAGGGACAACACGCAUGGUGGUGCGGCUGACGAAGAAGUACAUCCCUGGGGCGUUGGCACUAUACCCCUGUCAUGAUGGCGGCGAGCCGCAGGCGCUCGAAGAGCUUGAGCUUGGGACCCUCAUGCUUUGGGAUGCGGUACACAUGUGCUCUCCAUCUUUCCCCGGCGGUUGCCAGCUGUACUAUUACCUUGCUCGCCCCCUAAACGCCGCCAGUGCCAUUCACAUGCUGCAUUC
Molecule: messenger RNA, 1817 nt
Organism: Ectocarpus sp. CCAP 1310/34
Lineage: Eukaryota; Phaeophyceae; Ectocarpales; Ectocarpaceae
Source: the annotation of a GenBank genome assembly